Trichoderma harzianum CBS 226.95 is the source of this 699-nucleotide messenger RNA. RefSeq lists its product as hypothetical. Bases 1 to 699 code for a protein of 232 amino acids. NCBI's taxonomy places the organism in Eukaryota, Fungi, Ascomycota, Sordariomycetes, Hypocreales, Hypocreaceae. The transcript has a single exon. The record is from RefSeq and is a predicted model, not a curated record.
AUGCACAGCAUUACCCAAGAUCCGGCUGCCGGACCAGCCAAACCUCUCAUAUUCGUGCUCACGCUUGGUGAUGAUCAGACGCAGCUCACUUUUCAGGAAUCCCACGCCAGCUUCUUGAACGAGCUCUUCGAGAGAGCAACCAUAUGGCAUGCAAAGACGACGGAGAAGGCAUUUACCUUGUUCACCCAAUGUUCGGAGCCACAUGCUAUAUUUGUGGCCGAUGGAGGCAUUGCUCAGGCUAGGUGCGAGGUCAUAUCGCAGAGGCUCGUGCAGUAUGCGGCAGGUGGUGGCAUCGUCGUCUUUGGUGGCCUUUUUGCUGCCUCCAGUUUGGAAAGCUUGAGAAAGAUUAUGAGGCAGACGUGGGAUCUCCCAUGGGAAACCGGCUCCUACCAACGAUCCACGCUAUCCCUGAAUUCUCAAGUCGUCGGCUCUACCCUUCAGAGCAGACUCCCGGCUUCGUAUAGCCAAAAGGCUCUCUCGAUUUACGGAAUGCAGCAGUGUGAGGCGUGGUACCUCUCAACCGAACACUCUACUGCCGAGGAUCGUGUACCAACUCCCAAAUCAAUCGUCGGCUUCAAUGAGUCGCCUGUUGUUUUCGCUCGAUAUGGAAACGGACACGUUGGAUAUAUUGGAGAUGUUAAGCCUGAGGAUGGCACAAUCCUUGCGAUGCUCGCAAUGUUGCGCUUAUUAAUCGAAUGA